Chaetomium globosum CBS 148.51 is the source of this 423-nucleotide messenger RNA. RefSeq lists its product as uncharacterized. The record is from RefSeq and is a predicted model, not a curated record. The coding region runs from base 1 to 423 and encodes 140 amino acids. NCBI's taxonomy places the organism in Eukaryota, Fungi, Ascomycota, Sordariomycetes, Sordariales, Chaetomiaceae. The transcript has a single exon.
AUGCGCUCCCCCACCCACCUCCUCCUUCCCCUCCUAACCCUCACCCUCACCAACACCGCCGCAGCCCAACAACAACAACGACAACAACAACAACAACAACAACAACAACAAACUCCCCUCCUCCCACCCCACCAUCCUCUGCCCCGCCCCAUCCACCCCCGCCCCCACCACCUGGCCCGGCUACGCCUUCACCCUGCAAUACACGCUCAACUACGACUUCCUGUCGUCGCAGCCCGCGGCCGCCGCCCAGAUCUGCCAGGCGAGCGGGUCGAUAGUGGACUACGCGGUGGGCUCCAGCGCCGAUUCAGCGGCAUUCACGUGGGGCAUGGAGGCGGUGUCGGACGAGGUGGCGGCGGGGCUGGGGUACGUGGCGGCGACGCUGGUGGUGCGGGCGCCGUGGGGUUUGCUGGAGGAGUUGAAUGA